This is a messenger RNA of Haliotis rubra (blacklip abalone), 886 nucleotides long. RefSeq names its product peroxisomal membrane protein 2-like. The record is from RefSeq and is a predicted model, not a curated record. Gene Ontology annotation, cellular component: cytoplasm; membrane. Bases 103 to 681 code for a protein of 192 amino acids. NCBI's taxonomy places the organism in Eukaryota, Metazoa, Mollusca, Gastropoda, Lepetellida, Haliotidae. The transcript is spliced from 5 exons.
UUCAAUAUGUCAGCCCCCAUAAGAGUGUAAACAAACGAGUUCAAAGUUCCAUCAGCCGACAUCUGUGAUAGUUUAAACUGUUUGUAGACGUUGACAGUCAGAAUGAGCUUAAGUAAAAGAAAGGAAGACAAUCCUGUGGAAAAGGCAUUGAAGGCAUACUUGAAACUCUUGCAAGAAAAGCCUGUUAUAACUAAAGCUUGUACCAGUGCUGUAGUGUCGUCCCUAGGCAACAUUAUAUCCCAGCUGAUUGCUCCCAACCCACAGACCAAGGGCAGGAUAUCAUGGAGAAGCACCCUCGCAUAUGCCUCUUCCGGGUUCUGUGUGAGCGGGCCAGUCUUUCACUACUUCUACGUCAACCUGGAGAAGUACUUCCCUAAGGGCAGACCCAAUGCUGCUCUGAAGAAAGUCUUGUUUGAUCGUUUGAUCUUCACACCACCCUUCAUCUUCCUGUUCCUCUAUGUAGUGUCUGUCCUGGAGGGUCAAGGUCAUGCUGCCUCCAUGCGACGGAUCAGAGACACGUACUGGUACAUCCUGAAGAUGAACUGGCAAGUCUGGACCAUCAUCCAGUUCAUAAACAUCAAGUACAUUCCUGUCAAGUACCGGGUGCUGUUUGGCAAUGCCGUGUCUCUCAUCUGGUCUGUCUUCAUCUCCUACAAGAGAAGGUCAAUGACUUCUAGCUGAUAAUGUGACCUCAGUAGAGCAUGUGAUCCUCAUCAGAUCAUGUGACCAUCAUUAGUAGACAGAGAGAUGGCAUUUUAAUCUUGACAGAGUGAGAUGGAACUCAAAGAUGUAACAGACAAUUACUGAAAUGUUGAUUUUCACAAUGACUGUACAUGUAAUAAUUCCUGUAAUAUCUACAUUGUGCCUAUAUCAAAGUCUUACCACA